Molecule: messenger RNA, 1902 nt
Organism: Amblyraja radiata (thorny skate)
Lineage: Eukaryota; Metazoa; Chordata; Chondrichthyes; Rajiformes; Rajidae
Gene: terf2
Product: telomeric repeat binding factor a
Exons: 10
Coding region: 22-1554 (510 amino acids)
Biological process (GO): telomeric D-loop disassembly; negative regulation of telomeric D-loop disassembly; protein localization to chromosome, telomeric region
Cellular component (GO): nucleus; chromosome, telomeric region; shelterin complex
Molecular function (GO): double-stranded telomeric DNA binding; G-rich strand telomeric DNA binding; telomerase activity
Source: RefSeq, a predicted model, not a curated record
CGGUUUAAUGUUAGGUUUGAAAUGGCGGACCAAUUGUUUACGGGCUUGGAGUCGCAGCUCAGGAAGGUGAAUGGAGAUUCAGUGCAAAGUGAAAUGGGUGUAAGAGCGAAGGGCGCGACGAGUCAAACGUCUGGUGGAGCCAAAGCCGAUCUCCGGAAUCUCGAACGAACAGCGAACCACUGGAUUUUGGAGUUUAACUUCCACUGUGCACUUCAGGCUUUUCGAGAUGGCGAGUAUGAGGACUUCUACGCCAUCCUGGACGUGAUAACAGCUGUCCUAAAUCGACCAUACAAUGAUACGGAGGAGAUUGGAACGAAACUGCUAACAAUACAAUUUCUCUCCAAAUUUGAAAGUGAUACCUUUCCACUGGGAUCUAUUUUAACAAUUUUGGGCCAGAUGAAGACAGAAUUAACACUGGAUGAGGAUUUGUUCGAAGAAGUCAGAGAGGCUGUGGUGAAGCAGGCUGUGGUUGAAUCUAUUAAGAAUAGACGUUUUCGAGAAGCAUCUACGAUAUUGGAACGGCAUCUGAAUAAGGAUACUGCUCACCAGAAAUUGCUUUCAGCAAUUAUUAAGGAGAAGAAUUCAUCUCAUCCAGAUCUGGACCUCUUUCCAUACAGCAACUUGAAAAAGAGGAUGUUGUGUUUUGCAGAAAGCCUAAUAGGCAAUGCCGUGCCAUUUCUUCUUCGCAGAGCAGAGAAAUCCACUUCAACCAUUCCAGAGAUACAAAAAGAUGUAAUAUUGACCCGUGUUCAAGUAGAGAAUCAGAACAUGCUGACUUCCGAUGGAAAUAAAUGCCUAUCAAGGACAGGGGAUGAAUGUUGCGUCUGUUCAAGCAGGGUGGAGGAAGCACAGCCUGGCUUCCCUUGCAGUUUCACAGCCCUGCAAACUGCAUUCUGUGCCCUGCAUAAAUCAACACUGGAUCCAUUGGCAUUGUUUGAAAAGAUGGACAUGUCCGAUUUUAACGUGUGUGAAAGCAGAGAAAUGCAAUGUAGGACACGAAGUAAGAAGCAGAAAACCAAGGCAAAGGAGAUUCAACGAUUCAAAAAACCUAGUGCAAAUUGCAUACAGGCUGUGUCUCGGUUUGUUAUAGAUCCAGACAGUCAGGAUGAGGUAGAAUGUCCUGAUACCGUAUCUGAUGGCAGAAAAACGAUUCACAAUGAUAGAGAGAGUCCCACUAAGUCGCACAAUGGAAAUGGUGCUUUUAAAGAAAUUAUGAAUCAAGAAACCAGCCUGAAUGUCAAGAGGCAAAAGCUCUUCAAUCAUCCAGGUAUAGUUGAGAAGAAGGAAGACUGGAGUGAUGAAGAAUUACUUUUUGGCGUACCUCGAAAUAAUUCAAUCCAGAAUGGAAGAACUUCACCAACAGAGAGUACUUUUUCAUGCUCAAGCAAACGUCAGAAAUGGACAAUUGAAGAAAGUGAAUGGAUUAAACAGGGUGUACAAAAAUUUGGAGUGGGAAAUUGGCUGAAGAUCCUGAAGCAUUACCCAUUUUGUGAUCGUACUAGUGUCACGAUUAAAGAUCGAUGGAGGACAAUGCAAAAGCUAAGCGCGACUUAAAGAAUUUGCUCUUUAUAGAAUUUUAACUAUUUUCCAGAUAUAAAAAGUAAAACAUGUUAAUUUUGUAUUAUAGAAGACUAUUCUUUUGUAUCUACUGUUGCAAUGUUUCAUGUGAGAAUAAUUUGUUGACGCUAUUUUGUGUGCUUAAUAUGUGUACUGAUACAAAUAUUUUAAUCUAGAAAACCUCUGCAAAACCUCUGAAGAAAUAAAAGAAUUUAGGCUUUUUUUCCUGCAUAAGAUUUUUAAUUUUGUGAACUAUAUCCAUUUUGACUUGUAAUACUUAAUGUAAAUGUGCAGUGCAUACAGACAUUUGAAGCUUAAUCAUCAGAUAAUAAAAAUGUGAAACCA